AUGGCGCCCACGAAAGGGUCGUCCAAAGGAGCCUCCGCCGGGGGCAGCAAUGCUUCCAAGCCUGCCACACUAUCGUCCGGCUCACGCGUGAGCAAGUCCAGCAAGGGUGCCAAACGCCCGCCUCCGAAGGAAGUCAAGAACAAGGCGCGCACCGCCCCGGAGAACCUGCAAAAGAAAAAGAAGAGAGUCUACACAGAGGCCGAGCUUGACUUGCCCAAAUUGAACGCUAUUACUCCUGUCGGUGUGGUCAAGCCUAAGGGCAAGAAGAAGGGCAAGGUUUUUGUGGAUGAUCAGGAGGGUAUGAUGACUAUUCUUGCCAUGGUGAAUGCCGAGAAGGAGGGACAAAUCGAGUCCAAGAUGAUGAAGGCCCGUCAGCUGGAGGAAAUUCGGGAGGCCAAGAGAAACGAAGCUGAGGCCCGACAGGCCGAGAGAAAGGGCAAACUCGAAGCUGCCAAGAAGUCUAUUCGUCAGGAUAAGAAGGGCAAGGGAGGCAAGGGCAAGAUUGACGAGAGCAAGACGUCGUCUUCAUCGGCGACAAACGGCUCGUCGAAAUUAUCUGCUAAGGGAAAGCGCAAGAGUGUUUCCUUUGCUUAA
This is a messenger RNA of Penicillium argentinense, 594 nucleotides long. The record is from RefSeq and is a predicted model, not a curated record. Gene Ontology annotation, biological process: intracellular mRNA localization; ribosomal large subunit biogenesis. The transcript is spliced from 2 exons. Gene Ontology annotation, cellular component: preribosome, large subunit precursor; nucleolus. Gene Ontology annotation, molecular function: mRNA binding. NCBI's taxonomy places the organism in Eukaryota, Fungi, Ascomycota, Eurotiomycetes, Eurotiales, Aspergillaceae. The coding region runs from base 1 to 594 and encodes 197 amino acids.